AAAAAUGGGAGCAAAUUCCACCGACUACGCACAUAUUAAUGACACAUGGCCCGCCCUAUGGUAUAUUGGAUGAGACGUUUCAUGGAACAAAUGCUGGCUGUAAUGAUCUAUUAGAAAGGAUAGAAAAAAUAAAGCCUUACGUUCAUGUAUUUGGACAUAUUCAUGAAGGUUAUGGCGUAUUUGAGAAGACUUGGAAAUCUGUUGAUAGGAAAAAAACUACCUUUAUAAAUGCUUCAACAACAACCAUAGAGUAUAAACCUGAAAAUGCGAUAGUUGUUUUCGAUAUUCCUCCUUUAAACAUCAAAUGA
Molecule: messenger RNA, 308 nt
Organism: Funneliformis mosseae
Lineage: Eukaryota; Fungi; Glomeromycota; Glomeromycetes; Glomerales; Glomeraceae
Source: the annotation of a GenBank genome assembly